Messenger RNA from Tupaia belangeri chinensis (Chinese tree shrew), 5338 nucleotides. It is a transcript of the gene LAMB4, whose product is annotated as laminin subunit beta 4. NCBI's taxonomy places the organism in Eukaryota, Metazoa, Chordata, Mammalia, Scandentia, Tupaiidae. The record is from RefSeq and is a predicted model, not a curated record. Gene Ontology annotation, biological process: animal organ morphogenesis; tissue development. Bases 1 to 5286 code for a protein of 1761 amino acids. The transcript is spliced from 33 exons.
AUGCGAUUUCAACUGACCUUGAUUUUUCAUCUUGGUUGGCUCAGUUGCUUAAGAGCUCAAGAUGAAUGCAAAAGGGGUGCCUGUCGUCCUACCACCGGUAAUCUCCUCAUGGGCCGCAGUGCGCAGCUUACAGCUUCUUCUACCUGUGGGCUGGACAGAGCCCAGAAAUACUGCAUCCUCAGCUACCUGGAGGGAGAACAGAAAUGUUUCACCUGUGACUCCAGAUUUCCAUAUGAUCCAUACACCCAACCCAACAGUCACACCAUUGAGAAUGUAAUUACAAAUUUUGAACCAGACAGAGAAAAGAAAUGGUGGCAAUCUGAAAAUGGUCUCGAUCACGUCAGCAUCAGAUUGGACCUAGAGGCUUUAUUUCAGUUCAGUCACCUUAUACUGACCUUUAAGACUUUCCGGCCCGCUGCAAUGUUGAUUGAACGUUCCACAGACUAUGGGCACACCUGGAAAGUGCUCAAAUAUUUUGCAAAAGACUGUGCUGCUUCCUUUCCCAAUAUUCCAUCUGGCCAGGCCCAGGGAGUGGGAGACUUGAUUUGUGACUCCAAAUAUUCAGAUAUCGAGCCCUCAACUGGUGGUGAGGUUGUUUUAAAAGUUUUGGAUCCCAGCUUUGAAAUAGAAAAUCCUUACAGCCCCUACAUCCAAGACCUUGUGACACUAACAAACCUGAGGAUAAACUUUACCAAACUUCAUACCCUUGGGGAUAUUUUGCCUGGAAGGAGGCAGAAUGAUUCCCUUGAUAAAUAUUAUUAUGCAUUAUAUGAGAUGGUUGUCCGGGGCAGCUGUUUUUGCAACGGCCAUGCUAGUGAAUGUGGCCCUGCACAGGAAGUGCGGGGAGAUGUGUUCAGCCCUCCAGGAAUGGUUCAUGGUCAGUGUGUCUGUCAGCACAACACAGAUGGCCCGAACUGUGAGAGGUGCAAGGACUUCUUCCAGGACGCUCCUUGGAAGCCAGCUGUGGGCCCCCAGGACAGCACUUGCAGAUCAUGUACCUGUAAUGGCCAUUCUGACCGCUGUCACUUCGACCCCACGGUGUACCUGGCCAGCGGAGAUCUCAGCGGGGGUGUGUGUGAAGACUGCCGUCACAACACCGAGGGCCAGCACUGCGACCGCUGCAGACCCCUCUUCUACAGGAACCCGCUCAAGGCCAUCUCGGAUCCCUAUGCAUGCAUUCCUUGUGAGUGUGACCCUGAUGGGACCAUUUCUGGUGGCAUUUGUGUGAGCCACUCUGAUCCUGCUUUGGGGUCUGUGGCCGGCCAGUGCCUGUGUAAGGAGAACGUGGAAGGAGCCAGCUGCGACCGGUGCAAGCCCCACCACUACGGACUGAGCGCCGCUGACCCCGUGGGCUGUCAGCCCUGCGACUGUCACCCCCUUGGGAGUCUGCCAUUCUCAACCUGUGAUAUGGAUACAGGUCAAUGCUUGUGCCAGGCAUAUGCCACUGGACCACACUGCAAAGAAUGCGCUGUUGGAUACUGGGGUCUGGGAAAUCAUCUCCAGGAAUGCUCUCCCUGUGACUGUGACAUUGGAGGUGCUUAUUCAAACAUGUGCUCCCCUGAGGAUGGGCAGUGCGAAUGCCGCCCCCAUAUCACUGGCCGCAGCUGCACUGAACCAGCUCCUGGCUACUUCUUUGCUCCAUUGAAUUUUUAUCUCUAUGAGGCAGAGGAAGCCACACCACUCCAAGGACUUGCACCUUUGGACUCAGCGAGUUUUGGCCAGGUGUCUGGUGUUCACAUUGUUUUCCAAGAGCCCAUUCCUGGGAACCCCAUUACAUGGACUGGCCGUGGAUUUGCCAGGGUUCUCCCUGGAGCUGGCUUGAGAUUUACUGUCAACAACAUUCCCUUUCCCAUGAACUUCGCCAUUGCUGUUCGCUAUGAAAUCCAGUCUGCAGCUGACUGGGCUGUCCGCAUUGUGGUUAAGCCGUCUGGAGGGAGCGAGUACUGCACAACCAGGACUACACUGCCAAAGCCUCAGUCUUUUACCUUGCCAGCAUCUGCCAGAAUUGCACUGCUUCCCACACCCAUCUGUUUAGCCCCUGGUGUACAAUAUUCCAUAGAUGUCUAUUUUUCUCAGCCCUUGGAAGGAGUGCCCCAUGCAAGUUCACACAUCCUGGUCGAUUCUCUUGGUCUUAUUCCCCAAAUCAAUUCAUUGGAGAAUUUCUGUAGCAAGCAAGACUUAGAUGAGUAUCAGCUGUACAACUGUGUUGAAAUUGCCUCAGAAACGGGACCUCAAGAGCUCCCUGGUGCAUGUGAAAGACUUAUAGUCAGCAUGUCUGCCAAGAUACACAACGGGGCAAUGCCCUGCAAGUGUCACCCCCAGGGCUCAGUUGGGUCCACCUGCAGCCGACUUGGAGGCCAGUGCCAGUGUAAACCUCAUGUGGUUGGACGCUGCUGUGACAGGUGCUCAUCUGGAAGCUACGGUUUGGGGCAUCUUGGCUGUCACCCAUGUGAGUGCCAUCCUCAAGGGUCGAAGAACACUAUCUGUGACCAAGUAACAGGACAGUGCCCCUGCCUUGGAGAGGUGGCUGGCCGCCAUUGUGACGAGUGCCUGGCUGGCUACUUUGGAUUUCCCAACUGCCGCCCCUGCCUUUGUAAUGGGUUUGCUGAACUUUGUGACCCAGAGACAGGAUCGUGCUUCAAUUGUGGAGGCUUUACAACUGGACCAAACUGUGAAAGGUGCAUAGAUGGUUACUAUGGAAAUCCUUCUUCAGGACAGUCCUGUCGUCCUUGCCCAUGUCCAGACAUUCCCUCAAGCGAUCAGUAUUUUGCACACUCCUGUUAUCAGAAUCCUUGGAGCUCAGAUAUAAUUUGCAAUUGUCUUCAAGGUUAUGCAGGUAUUCACUGCGGAGAAUGCUCUGCUGGUUUCUAUGGGAAUCCGAGAAUUUCAGGAGCACCUUGUCAGCCUUGUGCCUGCAACAACAACAUAGAUGUAACCGAUCCAGAGUCCUGUAACCGCAUCUCAGGGGAGUGCCUUAGAUGUCUGCAUGACACUCAGGGCUCGAACUGCCAGCUCUGCAAACCAGGUUACUUCGGAUCAGCCCUCAAUCAGACCUGCAGAAGAUGCACCUGCCAUUCUUCUGGAGUAAGCCCCGUUGAGUGUUCCCCCACUGGGGGAGCUUGCCUCUGUGACCCUGUCACAGGCGCAUGCCCCUGUCUGCCGAAUGUCACAGGCCUGGCCUGUGACCGAUGUGCUGAUGGACACUGGAAUCUGGUCCCUGGCAGAGGAUGUCAGUUAUGCGACUGUGACCCCCAGAACUCUCAGAGUAGCCACUGUGACCAGUUUACAGGCCAGUGUCCUUGCCGAUUAGGCUAUGGUGGGCUACGCUGCAGUGAGUGCGAGGCCAGUCAUUAUGGUGAUCGGCUGGGGCGAUGCAUUUCAUGCAACUGCAACAGGGAAGGUACCCAGAAAUCCGUCUGUGACCCAGACACAGGCAUGUGUCACUGUCGGGAGGGUGUCAGUGGCCAGCAGUGUGAUCGCUGCACCCGAGGUCACAGCCAGGAAUUCCCUACUUGCCCUCGAUGUCACUUCUGCUUUGAUCAAUGGGACCACACCAUUUCUUCCCUCUCCAAAGCGGUGCAAGGGUUAAUUAGGCUGAUCGCUAACAUGGAAGAUAAAAGAGAGACCCUGCCUGUCUGUGAGACUGACUUCAAAGGCCUCGGAGAGACCGUGUCUGAAAUCGAAAGGAUUUUGAAACAUCCUGUUUUCUCAUCUGGGGAACUCUUAAAAGUCAAGGAUUAUCAUGAUUCAGUUAGAAAACAAAUCAUGCAGCUAAGUGAACAAUCAAGGACAGUGUAUGAAUUCCAAGAUCUGAAAGAAAUGAUAGUAAGAAUGAGUAAUGAAGCAGAACUCUUAUUUGAAGAACUUCAGGAAGAAAUUGAUUUGCAUUCCAGUGCUCUUAAUGCAAGCAUCGUGGAUUCCUCAGAAAACAUCAAGAAGUAUUAUCAGAUGUCAUCGGCUGCUGAAAAGAACACUAAUGAAAUGAGUUUCAUCAUAAAUAACUCUAAAAAUACCAGGAAUGACUUACUUACUAUCUUAGAUACGUUAACCUCAAGAGGAAACUUGUCAUUGGCAAAAUUAAAACAGAUUAAGAUACCAGCUAUCCAAAUAUUGAAUGAAAAGGUGUGCGGAGAACCAGGGAACUUGCCAUGUAGUCUCUCGCCCUGUGGUGGUGCUCUCUGCAUGGACUCUGAGGGGACCAGGCAGUGUGGUGGUCCCAGCUGCCAGGGCUCCCUAACUCUCUCAAGCAAUGCCUUCCAGAAAGCCCAGGAAGCAAAAUCUGUGAUUCAUAAUUUGGAUAAUCAGAUUCAAGGAUUUAAAAAUCAGGUUAAAAAUAUGAGUAAACUAGCAGAAGUGUCCAAAAACAAUACCUUGCAGCUAAGUGAGAAGCUGGGACAUAUGAGAAACCAAAGCAAAACUGGGGAAGAAAAAAUAAAUCAUUUAAUCAAAAAAGUGAAAAACUUCUUGCUAGAAGAAAACGUGCCUCCAGAGGACAUAGAGAAGGUUGCAAAUCAUGUGCUUGACAUCCACCUACCCAUAACAUCACCAAAUCUAACCCAUCAACUUGACAAAAUACAGAAACUUACGCAGCUCUGUGAGAACUAUGGCGCAGAUGAGAACAAGUUAAACAAGACAGCAGAUGAAGCCCAAAAGCUUUUGGUGAAGGCCAAAGUAACAGAGAAAGCAGCAACGGUUCUAUUAAAUCUUGAAAAAAUGUUGGACACAUUGCAACAAACUCAAAUAACUCAAGAACAGGCCAACUCUACCAUCGCACAGCUGACCACCGAGAUAACAAAAAUAAAGAAGAAUGUGCUGCAGGCUGAAAAUCGAGCCAAGGAAAUCAAGAAUGAGUUAGACUUAGCAAAGCAACCAUCAGUGCUGGAGGAAGGACUUUCACUGCUACAGACCAAGUUGCAAAGGAAUCAAGACCAAGCCAACAGUGCAAAAGUUCAGGCUGAAGUCGCCCAGCGCCAGAUUGGGAGUGUCGAAAAGGAAUUUAUUGAGCUGAAAAAACAGUAUGCUAUUCUUCAACAUAAGACAAGUGCCACAGGAUUAACCAAAGAAACAUUAGGAAAAGUUAAACUGCUAAAAGAUGCUGCUGAAAAACUGGCUGGAGAUACAGAGGACAAGAUAAGAAGAAUAAAAGAUUUAGAAGAGAAGCUCCAAGAUUUGAAUCUAAGAAGACUAGCAAAGGCUGAUCAACUGAAACAAUUGGAAGAUCAAGUCAUCACCAUUAAAAAUGACAUUGUUGAGCAAGAAAAUAAAUACGCUUCCUGCUAUAGUUAGGCAAAAUUAAAGUACAAACACUGGUGCCUUUGCUUCUGGCUUGUGCUGUGCA